Molecule: messenger RNA, 732 nt
Organism: Sorghum bicolor (sorghum)
Lineage: Eukaryota; Viridiplantae; Streptophyta; Magnoliopsida; Poales; Poaceae
Exons: 1
Coding region: 1-732 (243 amino acids)
Source: RefSeq, a predicted model, not a curated record
AUGGCAGAGUGCAAGCCUUGCUCCACUCCAGUUGACACCAAUCCGAAGAUUGCUGCAGCUGACGGGGCCCUAGUGUCUGAUGCCACAGACUUUCGCAGUCUUGCUGGUGCUCUACAGUAUUUGACAUUCACCCGCCCAGACAUUGCGUAUGCCGUUCAGCAGGUGUGCCUUCAUAUGCAUGACCCUCGAGAGCCUCACCUUGCUACUCUGAAGCGAAUUCUCCGGUACAUCCGAAGCACACUUCAUCUUGGUCUACUGCUGCGUCCAUCUUCCUCUAUGGAUCUUGUCGUCUACACUGAUGCCGAUUGGGCUGGUUGUCCAGACACUCGUAUGUCCACCUCGGGCUAUGCAGUGUUCCUCGGUGAUAACUUGGUUUCCUGGUCAUCCAAGCGGCAGAACACAGUAUCAAGAUCCAGUGUUGAGGCCGAGUAUCGCGCAGUGGCUAAUGGAGUUGCAGAAGCCACCUGGCUGCGACAGCUUCUCAUCGAGCUGCACACGCCCCUCAGACGCGCCACGAUGGUGUAUUGUGACAACAUCAGCGUAGUCUACAUGUCCUCCAAUCCAAUUCAGCAUCAGCGUACAAACCACAUUGAGAUUGAUCUUUACUUCGUUCGAGAGCGAGUUGCCAUGGUGAUCUUAGUGUCCUGCAUGUUUCCACUUCUUCACAAUAUGCGGAUAUCUUCACCAAAGGGCUGCCUUCUUCGGUCUUCACAGAGUUUUGGUCCAGUCUAA